Plenodomus lingam JN3 is the source of this 198-nucleotide messenger RNA. Lineage: Eukaryota; Fungi; Ascomycota; Dothideomycetes; Pleosporales; Leptosphaeriaceae. The record is from RefSeq and is a predicted model, not a curated record.
AUGCACGUUGUCAACUCCGCCUUCAAAGUUCAGUCCCAGCUCCCCAAUAUGGAAUCUUUGGCUUCCAUCUCUGCCUCUCAUUGUUUCAAUGAUCCCUAUAUCCUUUCGCCCACUCAUAUAUCACUUUCGCUCCUGGCACCGGCCCAAGAAGCCUGCACCAGAACUGGGACAUCUGCAACAGUGAUACACCAAUAUUGA